UAAAAUUUAGUUGUCCUGAAGCACCACCAGGAACACCAUGGCAUAAGUAACCAUGGAAACCAAUACUCGACUUGUUAGAGUUGUAGGCUAUUUAUUAAAGGUGCUGACUUGGCUCUGGCUGUCAAUUUUAGCUACAAAGUGUUUCUCAAAUGCACGAAGAUAAAAAAUCGACGUCUCCUAUUAAGAGCAAUGGAACAAAAACAACGUCAAGAUUCAAGAAGCAGGGUGGAUGGGCGGAUGAAACACAACAGUCGAACAAAGCUUUGAGCGCACUAGAAAAGAGGUUUUCUUCCAUAAAAUUGAAGAAGCAAGAAUCAGAAGAAGAAGUUCCUGUUUCAACCACCAGUGACUUAAGCAAUGAAGAUGUAGAUGAUCUCAACAUUGUCAGCAACUUAAAAACAGAAAAUCAUAACCGAGCUGCUGCAUACAAAGAGUUAAAUGCCAAUAGCAUUUCUAAACAAAAUAUGGCUCAAUAUUUAGAAGGGGUAGAUUUAAGGAUUCUAACAAAAAAUAUAUUACCUGAGUCUCAAUUGAAAGAAGCAGAUGUACCAUGGAAUUGGGAUGUUUUAUUUGCUGAAAUGGUGCCUGAAUUAUUCUUGGGUAGAGAAAAAUCUCCUUUUUAGUACAAUUACUCAUUUUUACAACUUGUUUUAUUUUUAUUGGACAUUCUAAUACAUAACAUGCACACUUCUGAAACAAA
Daphnia pulex (common water flea) is the source of this 700-nucleotide messenger RNA. RefSeq names its product intraflagellar transport protein 43 homolog (gene IFT43). Gene Ontology annotation, cellular component: cilium; intraciliary transport particle A. Bases 150 to 623 code for a protein of 157 amino acids. NCBI's taxonomy places the organism in Eukaryota, Metazoa, Arthropoda, Branchiopoda, Diplostraca, Daphniidae. The transcript has 6 exons. The record is from RefSeq and is a predicted model, not a curated record. Gene Ontology annotation, biological process: intraciliary retrograde transport.